ACCCAGUAUGAGCUAUAUGAAAUGUACCAAAAAGCUAGAAGAGAAAAAGAGCAAUUCAAUAAUAGAAGUGCAGGCUAUUAUGCUGCCUCCUUAGGGAUCGUGUUUUUGGGUUUCGCUUUCUGUUCAGUUCCUCUAUACAGAAUUUUAUGCUCAAGAGUCGGUUGGGGUGGUACUCCAAUGACUGAUAAAAGUAAAUUUACUGCUGAUAAAUUGAUUCCAGUCGACCUUGAGAAGAGAAUCAAAAUCAGUUUUACGUCCACAGUUUCUAGUGUUUUACCUUGGAAGUUUGUUCCCCAGCAGAAAGAGGUUUAUGUUUUGCCUGGCGAAACAGCUUUAGCUUUCUUCAAGGCUAAAAACUAUGGCGACAAAGAUGUAAUUGGAAUGGCUACUUAUUCAAUAACACCUGGAGAAGCAUCGAUAUAUUUUAAUAAAAUUCAAUGUUUUUGCUUUGAAGAACAGAAAUUAAAAGCUGGGGAAGAAGUCGAUAUGCCUGUUUUCUUUUUCAUAGACCCUGAUUUUGCAGAAGAUCCACAGAUGAGAAAUAUCGACGAUAUUAUAUUGAAUUACUCGUUUUUUAAAGCUCAAUAUAGCAAUAAA
Messenger RNA from Ascoidea rubescens DSM 1968, 597 nucleotides. It is a transcript of the gene COX11, whose product is annotated as Cox11p. Gene Ontology annotation, cellular component: mitochondrial inner membrane. The record is from RefSeq and is a predicted model, not a curated record. The annotation marks the transcript as partial. The transcript has a single exon. NCBI's taxonomy places the organism in Eukaryota, Fungi, Ascomycota, Saccharomycetes, Ascoideales, Ascoideaceae. Gene Ontology annotation, molecular function: copper ion binding.